AUGUCGGACUCAACAUUAAUAAGUUUAUCAACACAUUUAUCCAAUACUACAGAGUAUAACUUGUCAACAGAACGGUAUACCACCGACGAGAUUCCUUUUCAACCACUUCCAUUGUACCUGUUCAUCAUAUGGUUUGUAAUCGGAGUUCAUGGGAACGUUAUAGCAAUAACUAUUUUAAUACGGAUCAGAAGCAAACAUAAAUGGAGGCUAUUUUACAAACUCGUGCUAAUGCUAACCUUGUCAGAUUUUUUGGGUCAACUGAUAACACUUCCAAUCAUGAUCUCAUCGUAUUCGAACAAAGACAUUUUAAAGACUGGAGGAACUCUCUGCAAUACCAUGUCAACAAUUACCGUAAUGACGUCAUUUAUGUCCAUUUCAUUUGUCUGUCUCAUGUCUAUUGAUCGGGCGAUUGCAAGCUGGUUUCCAAUAUUCUACAGAAACUCCAUCAAGUCCUGGAACAUAGGUCUUGUCAUUUCUGGUGUCAUUUUAGUAGCUAUAUGUUUAGGGAUUCUACCACUAGUUGGUGUAAAUAAAUACAAGUUACAAAGAGAAGGGACGUGGUGUUUCGUUGACCUCCAUCCCACCCAAACAAAGGACAAAGUUUUCUUAUACUUAAGCGCGUCCAUUGGUAUUUUAGCAGUGCUGAUAAUGCUGAUGAUGAACGGAAUGGUUUUAUACAGAUUGUGUCGCAUUUAUAGCAGGACGGAGCGUCAGAACAAACGAAUUUCAAGGGCGCCAACAGUUUCUUCCGGAGUGAAAAAGAUCCAAACCAUGUUUUUCCUGUUUACAAUUAUGACGGUGUUCAUGUCGUCUUGGAUUCCUAUUAUCGUAAGGAUUAUAACCAACGCCAUUGAAGUGUCAGAUAUUGAUCACGUAAGGGACAGGAGUGCUGUAGCACUAGCUGUCAUACAUCAAGUCCUGAACCCCUGGGUAUAUAUUAUCAUGCAGGAGUGUCUAUUCUCUCGUUGUUUAGAAUAUGCACGAAAACAUAGCAAACGAGGAAGUAUCUUCCAUAGAAUACUUGAUGACACCACAACUAAAGAGACGGAAAUGAUCAUUUGUAAACGACGCAGUCAGUUUAAAAAUUGA
This is a messenger RNA of Ylistrum balloti, 1089 nucleotides long. Its product is annotated as prostaglandin E2 receptor EP4 subtype-like. Gene Ontology annotation, cellular component: plasma membrane. The transcript has 2 exons. Bases 1 to 1089 code for a protein of 362 amino acids. Gene Ontology annotation, molecular function: prostaglandin F receptor activity. Gene Ontology annotation, biological process: adenylate cyclase-activating G protein-coupled receptor signaling pathway; inflammatory response; positive regulation of cytosolic calcium ion concentration. The record is from RefSeq and is a predicted model, not a curated record. NCBI's taxonomy places the organism in Eukaryota, Metazoa, Mollusca, Bivalvia, Pectinida, Pectinidae.